This is a messenger RNA of Trichosporon asahii var. asahii CBS 2479, 1173 nucleotides long. RefSeq lists its product as uncharacterized. The coding region runs from base 1 to 1173 and encodes 390 amino acids. The transcript has a single exon. Lineage: Eukaryota; Fungi; Basidiomycota; Tremellomycetes; Trichosporonales; Trichosporonaceae. The record is from RefSeq and is a predicted model, not a curated record.
AUGGCCAAACCACGCCGCUCCCAGCGUCUAAGCCGCCGCCGCGGCUCCCCAAGCUACUCCUCCCCCGAGCCGCCCCGCGUGAAAGCCCGCACCGCCAAGGCAGAGCGAGAAGCAACACGCCUCAAGAACGGUGGAAAGCCAAAGCGGUACUUCUUCACGUCUCCCGAGGACGACGAGGGGCGGGACAUGCGGCGCAAACGGAAGCGCACCGAGAAUAACGACACGGACAGUGGCUGUGAGGCAUCCGGGAGCGCGCCCGAGAGCACACCCGAGCGCACGCCCAAGGUCGCCCGUACGGGGCAGCGAUACACGCCCGCCCCGCAUGGCGCCUUCAUGAACUUCGAGUACGACCCCCCCAGCACGCCUGUGCCGCAGAGGGUUACCUCGGGGAGCGAGGCAAGUGAAGAACUCCUCCUGACCUCUGGCGGCACAGGUGCCCAAACCGAGAGCCAGGGCGAGGAAGUUGAAGCCGAGUCCGCUGCGUCGCCCGUGGUCACGCCGGCCCGGCAGAUUGCUCGGUCGACGACCCCCACCCGGGUUCGUGCCCGGCGUAGCGGCGCCCCGCCCCCCUUCACAACUCCAACGGUCCGGUUCCAGGCUCCCAGCGACGACACUCCCAGCACCGACAGGUCGGACGAUGGGAGCGCGGCCGACGAUGAGGACUUUUGGAAUGCGUCACUCGAACGCGGCCUGACCGUUCGGGGUCUCCGGGACGUCUGCCAGCGCUUGAGGGACCGGAGCAUCCGGAACGAGCUCAGCUUCGUCGUGGCCGUACUGGAGGACCGGGUUGAGUCCGACGACGAGCUCCCUUCUCCGUUCGAGGAUCUCGUCGGAUUCUACCAGCGACGAGACUUCGUUGCUGCCGGCUUCGGAUGGAGCAACGAUGCCGGCGUAGCCGUGCCCACUACUUAUGCUGACCCCGAGUCUGUCGAGACACGGGACGAGGGCCCUGCGACGGCCUCGGCUUCCGACGACAUCAACUUGUGGGAGGCAUAUUGCGACGGACUGGGUCGCCCGACAGAGGCCGACAUGGCGCGCGUGCCUUCCCGGCCUCGAGGGAUGUGGACGCUCCUGGACAGCCUGUUCUCCACUGUAACCCCUGCCAUGACAGAGAGCGUGAGUCAGACACUUGUCGAUAUACUAACGACCAGCACGGCCUCGAGUUCGGCAUGA